Schistocerca americana (American grasshopper) is the source of this 2025-nucleotide messenger RNA. RefSeq lists its product as uncharacterized. Gene Ontology annotation, biological process: positive regulation of GTPase activity; Ras protein signal transduction. Gene Ontology annotation, molecular function: guanyl-nucleotide exchange factor activity. Bases 1 to 2025 code for a protein of 674 amino acids. NCBI's taxonomy places the organism in Eukaryota, Metazoa, Arthropoda, Insecta, Orthoptera, Acrididae. Gene Ontology annotation, cellular component: plasma membrane. The record is from RefSeq and is a predicted model, not a curated record. The transcript is spliced from 10 exons.
AUGAAUAGGAUUCAGAAAUUACUAUUCUCAGAAUACAGUGAACUUGAAGAACUCGUUUUGUUAGAAAGCCCUUUCGCAGAAACCGAGAGGAACGGUAACGCCAUACGUCAGGUUCAGUUAGGACUGACUCCAAGAAAUCUCAUUAUUGCUGGAGAUAUGAUCACACCUGCAGAUGAGGUGGAAAUUGGUUAUUGCUUGGGACUAGAUCCAGAAAUUGAAACACUGGAACUAAUUUCUAUUAUACCAGUUGAGUGUGUUAAUCUUAGUGUUUUCAGCAGAAGGAAAAGGCGUACACUCAAAGCUCAUUUUUGUAAUUCUGUAAUUAAAUAUUAUGAACUUGGAGGCUCAGAACAUCGUAAGAUGUUCUGGAAUCUAUGGUGUGAGAAAGUGAGGUUUUUGUCCCCCAGUGAAGAUUUCUCAUGUCUGUCAGAAACAUCAGCUGAAUCUUCGUCAUCUGAAAGCAGCCUCUUUAUCAAGUCCAAGAAACAUACAGUUUCUGAGUCAGGGAAGCACAGACUAUGGUGUCAGUUUGGAAGGGGCCAAGCCAAAGAUGAGAAUGUAACUGCCCAUGAAGAACAAAGUAUAGUGUCUGAUAACCAUGUCGCAGAACUUCUUCCAGUCAACAGAAGUGUCCUCCGAGGAACAUCAUUAACUGAAAUACGGGUGAAUUUUGAGGAGUCAUUCCAAAAGCAGUGCAGAAAUAAUGGUGUUGGUGAUGAUGAUGAUGAUGAUGAGGAUGAUGAUGGUGACCUAUUAAGAAGCUGUGAAUAUUGUAAAUAUUCAAAUACUGUGUCAUUUUAUGGGAAUACUUUACACGCCUUGGUGAUUGAGUUGCUGAAGCUGAGGCUAUUUGGAACAAAUUAUUAUGUCUGUGAUGAUAGCACUCUACAAUAUUUUAAACGGAAGCUGAAGAAGAAUCUGAAGUUAACAGUGUGGAACUUUAAUUCAACAACAUUAGCUUAUCAGCUAACUAUGAUUGAUAGAGAUCUAUUUUGCAAGAUUGAAGAAAUUGAAAUUGAAAUCUUAUUAAAGCAGCAUUCAGCCAGAAACACUCCCAACAUAGCAACAAUCAUCGCAUUCUCUCAUAGAAUAUCUUGCCUUGUUGCUACUGAUAUUCUUGAACAACAGAAUUUAAAAACAAGAAGCCUCCUGAUUGUACGGUUCAUCAGUGUAGCACAAAGGUGUGAUACCCUUCAAAACUUUCAGUCAUGUCAUAGUGUACUGGAAGGAUUACAAAGCCCAGCCAUUCAUAGACUCCAUAAGACCUGGGAACGUGUUCGCAAGGAAUAUCCAUCAAAAUACUGCUUGUUUGAAACGCUCUGUCGUAAACAUCGAGAUCCACGACUGCCUGCAUACCAGAAGGCAUUUUAUCAGGCUAGUCUGAAGCCUCCAUUUCUACCUUUCAUUGGAGAUAUCCUAGCAAGAGCUCUGAGAAGAGUGCCUAAUUUUCCCUUAAAACUCUUGUCAAAAUCUUCACAAGAAAGUUUUACAAAUUUCAAUGCCUCAGGAGUACAAGAAGUGGCAGCAGCUGGUACGAGGACAGUGGAUACUACAGAAACAGCACACAGUCCUUCACGAAAAACUCGCUACAUUCAUUGUUUUCGGCAGUUCUUUUCCUUCUUCCAUAUUAUUUCAGUGGCCUCUGUUAAUUCGAUUACAGAUAAUAAAAACAGUGAAGUUUCACAACGUGAAUUACCUAGCCCCAGGAAAUUGGAAGUGAAUAAUACGCAGGUGACAAAUAUUCAGACAUGUUGCUUGCUGCCAAACAAUGGAAACGGUGAAGUUCUGUUUAAAAAUUUCAAUCCAGGAAAUAUACCAUCUGCACUACACCCCAAUUAUAGUGUGCUAAAAGUAGGUGGUGUCAUACAUUUACUAGACUGGUAUAAGAGAGGCGCAAUGGUGUAUGAUUUUACCCCUGAUAAACUUGCAAGGGAUUAUUUGUUAAAGUCCCAUUAUCAAGAGGAAAAAGAAAACUACUUGCUCUCCACAAAGCUUGAAACUACAACUAACAGUGAUCAACAGUAA